Messenger RNA from Puma concolor (puma), 759 nucleotides. Lineage: Eukaryota; Metazoa; Chordata; Mammalia; Carnivora; Felidae. The record is from RefSeq and is a predicted model, not a curated record.
AUGACCUCGGCACCAGAACAGGCCCCGGCUCCACCCCGGCCGUACCAGGGCGUCCGUGUGAAGGAGCCAGUGAAGGAACUGCUCCGGAGGAAACGUGGCCAUGCCAGCAGCGGGACGGCUGUCACACCUACGGCGGUGGUGCUGCCCCAUCAGCCCCUGGCUACCUACACCACAGUGGGUCCUCCCUGCCUUGACAUGGAGGUCUCCGCUUCCACAGUGACAGAGGAGGGGGCCCUGUGUGCCGGCUGGCUCUCCCAGCCGGCCCCGGCCACCCUCCAACCCCUGGCCCCGUGGACACCCUACACGGAGUACGUGUCCCACGAAGCUGUCAGCUGUCCCUACUCGGCUGACAUGUACGUGCAGCCCAUGUGCCCGAGCUACACGGUGGUGGGGCCCUCCUCCGUGCUGACCUACGCCUCCCAGCCGCUCAUCACUAAUGUCACGACCAGAGGAGCGGCCGCGCCCACCGUGGGGCCCCAGCUGGAGGGCCCGGAGCACCAGGCGCCCCUCACCUAUUUCCCGUGGCCGCAGCCCCUGUCCACACUGCCCGCCUCCACCCUGCAGUACCAGCCUCCGGCCCCAGCCCUGCCCGGGCCCCAGUUCGUCCAGCUUCCCAUCUCCAUCCCCGAGCCGGUCCUUCAGGACACGGAAGACCCCAGGAGGGCCAUCAAUUCCCUGACCAUCGACAAGCUGCUUUUGGAGGAAGAGGAUGGCGACGCCUACGCGCUCAACCACACGCUCUCGGUGGAAGGCUUUUAG